Vombatus ursinus (common wombat) is the source of this 2412-nucleotide messenger RNA. It is a transcript of the gene NUP88, whose product is annotated as nucleoporin 88. Gene Ontology annotation, molecular function: structural constituent of nuclear pore. Bases 16 to 2280 code for a protein of 754 amino acids. The transcript is spliced from 17 exons. Gene Ontology annotation, biological process: protein import into nucleus; ribosomal large subunit export from nucleus; ribosomal small subunit export from nucleus. Gene Ontology annotation, cellular component: nuclear pore. Lineage: Eukaryota; Metazoa; Chordata; Mammalia; Diprotodontia; Vombatidae. The record is from RefSeq and is a predicted model, not a curated record.
GCGGCGCAGGGAAAGAUGGCGGCGGCCGAGGAGGCCGGAGGUGACGGUGAGCAGUGGCGAUUGUGGCUGCCCCAGCACGUUGUGUUCGUGCGGCUACGCGAGGGCCUGCGGGCCCUGAGCCCUCCUGCGCCGGGCACCGAGCAGCCAAGCCCGCCCAGCCUCACCCGGAACCUUCUCUUCGGGCUCGGCGCCGAGCUCUUCCUGUGGGACGGGGCGGCCGGCGCUUUCUUGGCAGUGCGCCUGCGCGGCCCAGGCCCCGCCCCUGGCGACGGGAGCGGGGGUGGUGGGAGCGAAAGCGACUGUGGAGACGGAGGUGGCGAAGGCCCCACCCUAAGCCGCUAUCAGAGAUUGCUUUGUAUAAAUCCUCCCCUGUUCGAAGUCUACCAAGUCCUGUUGAGCCCGACUCACCAUCAUGUGGCACUCAUUGGCACCAGGGGACUCACUGUCUUAGAGCUUCCAAAACGAUGGGGGAAGAAUUCUGAAUUUGAAGGCGGGAAAUCAACAGUGAACUGUAGCACAACCCCUAUUGCCGAGAGGUUCUUCAACAGCUCCCCCUCCCUGAGCCUGAAGCACGCUGCCUGGUACCCGAGUGAAGUGCUCGACCCCCACGUGGUAAUGCUGACAUCAGACAACGUGAUACGGAUCUAUUGUCUUCGGGAGCCCCAGAUCCCAGUGAAGGUGAUCCCCCUUUCUGAUGCCGAGGAGGAAAGCUUGAUCCUCAACAAAGGGAGGGCGUACACAGCAUCCCUUGGAGAGACGGCCGUCGCGUUUGACUUUGGGCCUCUGACAACAGUGCCCAAAAACAUCUUUGGGCAGCGAGGCCAAGAAGAGGUGCUGGCCUACCCCCUGUACAUCCUGUAUGAGAAUGGGGAGACCUUCCUUACGUAUGUGAGUCUGAUGCAAAGUGUUGGAAGCCUGGGAAAGCUCUUGGGGCCCUUGCCCAUGCACCCAGCCGCCGAGGACAACUAUGGUUAUGACGCCUGCGCCGUCCUCUGCCUGCCCUGCGUGCCCAACAUCCUCGUCAUUGCCACCGAGUCAGGGAUGCUGUACCACUGUGUGGUGCUGGAAGGGGAGGAGGAGGAAGAGCAGCACUCGGAGAAGUCGUGGGAUUCUCGGGCUGACCUCAUCCCUUCUCUCUACGUGUUCGAGUGUGUGGAGCUGGAGCUCGCUCUCAGACUGGCCUCCGGAGAAGAGGACGAUGACCCCUUCGAGUCAGAUUUCUCUUGUCCCAUUAAGCUGCACCAAGAUCCCAAAUGUCCCUCCCGAUACCAUUGCACCCACGAGGCUGGUGUCCAUAGUGUGGGGCUGACGUGGAUCCACAAACUUCACAGAUUUCUUGGGUCAGAUGAGGAAGAUAAAGACAGUUUGCAAGAACUCGCCGCUGAACAGAAAUGCUUCGUAGAGCACAUCCUCUGUACGAAGCCCCUGCCCUGCAGGCGGCCGGCUCCCAUCCGAGGGUUCUGGAUCGUGUCUGAUGUUUUGGGGCCCACGAUGGUAUGUGUCACCAACACUUACGAGUGCCUCACCAGGCCUCUGCUAAGCACAGUCCACCCCACUUCUCCUCCUCUGCUGUGUGCCCGUGAGGACGUCGGCAUGGCACAGUCUCCCCUGCGUAUCCUGGCAGAAACCCAGGACUCCUUUGAGAAACACAUCCGGAGUACCCUGCAGCGCAGCACGGCCAAUCCUGUGUUUCUGAAAUCCUCCGACAAGGACGUGGCACCCGCCCCUGAAGAAUGCCUCCAGCUGCUCAGCCGGGCCACGCAGGUGUUCCGAGACGAGUACAUUCUGAAGCAGGACCUGGCCAAAGAGGAGAUCCAGCGGAGGGUGAAGUUGUUAUGUGGCCAGAAGAAGAAGCAGCUUGAAGACCUCAACUACUGCCGAGAAGAGAGGAAGAGCCUCCGGGAGAUGGCUGAGCGCUUGGCGGACAAGUACGAGGAGGCCAGGGAGCGCCAGGAAGAUCUCAUGAACAGGAUGAAGCAGCUGCUGCGCCGCUUCCACUCGCAGCUGCCCGUCCUCUCUGACAGCGAGCGGGAGAUGAAGAAGGAGCUACAGCAGAUCCCAGACCAGCUGCGGCACCUGGGCAACGCCAUCAGGCAGGUCACGAUGAAGAAGGACUACCAGCAGAGAAAGAUGGAGAAGGGGACGAGUCCUCAGAAGCCCACAAUUACGCUCAGUGCCUACCAGCGCAAAUGCAUCCGGACCGUUCUGAAGGAAGAGGGUGAGCACAUCCGGGAGAUGGUGAAGCAAAUCAACGACAUCCGGAAUCACGUGAACUUCUGACCCUGACCUCCAAGGCCAAGGCCGAAGCUAGGAGCCGACCCAGGGAGGACCUCUGGGAGCGGGCAUUUGUCUGGUUUCUGCCCUCUUGAUUUCAUAAAGGACAAAUACCAAAUAAAUACUUUUUAUAAGGAA